AUGAGCGCCACACGUACCGGAAUCACCGAGCAGGUGCUCGCUUAUCGUGCACCUAAUCCUCAAGUUGAAGUCUUUGAGCCUCCCAAAGAUCGCGCCUUUUUCGCAGACCCUGAGAAGAAAAGCCUGUUCGCUGCAGUCAAGCAAGUUCGACAUCUCACCCCCUAUAUCGGGACGGAGUUGGUUGGAGUGCAACUCAGUCAACUCAACGAAGCACAAAAGGAUGAACUUGCCCUGUUGGUGGCCGAGAGAGGCGUAGUGUUCUUCCGAGACCAGGACAUUACGCUGGAGCAACAGCACGAGCUGACUAGGCACUAUGGCAUCCAAGACCGAGAUCCCAAUCAGCAGGAUCCCCGUCACGUUACCAUCCUCGGCCGCGAUAACGACAUCCGAGCGUAUGGCGAUUUUUCGGGUGAAUACCAUUCAGACCAUUCUCAUGAAGCCAACCCUCCAGCAUACACCAUGUUACGAAUGGUCAAAACCCCCGAGUUUGGUGGCGACACCAUCUUCACCAGCCAGACGGCAUUGUUUGAUAAACUGAGCGCGCCGUUUCAGAAGCUGUUUGAGGGCCUUCAUGGCGUCCACAGCUCCGAGGUCACAUUCCUGGCAUCGGUCAACGCUGGCUAUCAGCCAUUCCGUGCGCCGCACAGACAUGAGCACCCCUUGGUUCGCACGCAUCCAGUAACCAAAUUAAAGUCCCUCUUUUAUAACCCGCUGUUUGUUAUCCAUAUUGCCGAGCUCAAGGGUCAAGAGGGCAUCCAUACGCUCAACUUCCUGCGCGAGCAUCUUCAUGCUGCCGACGACCUCACUGUCAGGUGGAAAUGGGAGGCAGGCAGUGUGGCAUUCUGGGACAACCGAGUCGUUGCUCACAGGGCUCUGCCUGGAGGUUAUGACACGUCGCUCAGGGAAGGCAAGCGCACAGCCAUCUUCGGCGAGGUGCCAUUCUUUGAUCCUUCAAGCGAAACCUUGAGCGAACGCCUCAAGAAAGGAAAGGAGGAACAGGCCCAGGAUAAAACAGUGAAGCUUUAUUUCAGUAACUAG
Messenger RNA from Exophiala spinifera, 1038 nucleotides. RefSeq lists its product as uncharacterized. The transcript is spliced from 6 exons. Gene Ontology annotation, molecular function: 2-oxoglutarate-dependent dioxygenase activity. Gene Ontology annotation, cellular component: cytoplasm. The coding region runs from base 1 to 1038 and encodes 345 amino acids. NCBI's taxonomy places the organism in Eukaryota, Fungi, Ascomycota, Eurotiomycetes, Chaetothyriales, Herpotrichiellaceae. The record is from RefSeq and is a predicted model, not a curated record.